Rhizophagus irregularis DAOM 181602=DAOM 197198 is the source of this 1240-nucleotide messenger RNA. RefSeq lists its product as uncharacterized. Lineage: Eukaryota; Fungi; Glomeromycota; Glomeromycetes; Glomerales; Glomeraceae. Gene Ontology annotation, cellular component: plasma membrane. The record is from RefSeq and is a predicted model, not a curated record. Gene Ontology annotation, molecular function: G protein-coupled receptor activity. Gene Ontology annotation, biological process: adenylate cyclase-activating G protein-coupled receptor signaling pathway.
AGCGCGGUCCUUUCCUUUCGUGCAAUUCGUAUCGGAUUUAAUAUAUACAUUCUCUUAAGUAUUUAAAUGUGAUUGCUCGUACCCUCGCGCCACAUACAUCUCACACAAUAACUCGCCUACCUUAUUUAUCAAAUUAUUCCGUUUAUAAAUAAAAAUUCAAACUCAAUUCGUCAUAUUAUUCUAACCCCGCCCCUUUAUACCAAUAAAUAAUACAAUAUGAAUAAUCCACCAGAUGGAUAUAGUACUGAUACUGUCAUGGCUGACUUUUAUAUCGUGACAAUUAUCCCUUUAACAUUGAACAUAUUGAAUUUAUUGGGAAGUUCUUAUAUAUUUUACCGUACUUACUUACGAUGGAAAUUUGAUUAUGAUAAUUUUAAUUUAUUAUCGAUUAAAUUUCCAUUCUAUAUAGCGAUUACGGAUUUUUUAUUUUCAGAAAUAAUUUUAAUUGAUUUUUCGUACACUGUUUCAAAUGUAUCGGUAUUGGAAACUUUCGGUGAACCUAUCGUAUGGCCAACCCCAUUUUGUGAAAUUCUUGGAUUUUUUAAUGUCUCAUUCACUCUAUUAAAUAUGUUAUUGGUCGGUAGCAUAUCUUUCGUAACUUGGUUAAGAGUGGUACAAGAAUAUUAUUUUGAUUGGGGAAAAUGUGAUUACAAAAUUUGGUUUCCGGUCGGCUUUCUAUCGUUCAUCAUUCCUAUGGUUUCGGUGCGCGAUUUAGGUGCUAAAAAAUAUUGGUGCGGAAUUAAAGACGGCAGUAAUUCAUUAAUAUCAACGUUAUUAUUAAUCACAAUUCUCCUUACGUUAUUGACUAUCGUAUUCUGUUAUGUGCACGUGUUAAAAACAUUUCAUGAUGUCAAAGAUGAUAAUUCAUCAUCUAUUGCGCAUUCGGAGGUCAAUGUGGAACAACGUAACAGUCGUAACAUUAUUGAAAAGAAAAUUUUAGCCAAAGUAUUGACAUAUAUUUUAGUCUUCAUUUUUCAAUAUAUUCCUCUCAUGUUAAAUGAUAUUUUUGAAUUAGUAAAGGUUCACUAUAUUUUGCUUAAUGCCAUCAGUCUGUCAGCCAUUAGUAUUGGAGGAAUAAGUAAUUUGUUCCAGUAUGUACGCAAUGAAAGAUUUUUAAUAAUACCUAAUAAUUCUAUUUUAAAUGGUUCUGACUCUUUAAAUAAUAAUAUCAACCUUGAAGAGAGAGAACAAACAAAAAGUUUAAAUUAGAUUAAAUUUGAUCUAAGUCAAUUUUUUUUUU